AUGCUACCAGGAACUGCUCGCCCAAUUACUCUCCCACCUGACUACACACCGCCAGAACCAGGGUAUGUCGACAUCAGCUUGGCAACCUAUAUGAUGAUGAUGGGUCGUGUCGAGAGAAUUUCUACACAACAAAUUCGGGAGAUGAAUCGCAAAAUGCAUGAAUUGGGACCAACCAAAAUUUGGAAUUCAUGCAAUGGCUUCAUAAUUCCCCCUGGAUCAGAAUUGAGCCUAGACGCAACACCACAUUCCCACCACUUUGUCAACAAGUCGGCUUCAAAACCUCAACCACGUCGCCGCCAAGUCUCAAUCAAGCACUACUUUGAGGAAAAAUACAAGAUUCGCCUAAAUUACCCAAAUUCCCCCCUUUUGCGUGACCCAUCGGGUUCCAUGUUCCCCAUUGAAACUGUUUGGUUCCGUUACCGUGUUUUCUGA
Caenorhabditis remanei is the source of this 432-nucleotide messenger RNA. RefSeq lists its product as uncharacterized. Bases 1 to 432 code for a protein of 143 amino acids. The transcript has 3 exons. Lineage: Eukaryota; Metazoa; Nematoda; Chromadorea; Rhabditida; Rhabditidae. Gene Ontology annotation, molecular function: RNA binding; protein binding. The record is from RefSeq and is a predicted model, not a curated record.